Sparassis crispa is the source of this 4299-nucleotide messenger RNA. RefSeq lists its product as hypothetical. Gene Ontology annotation, molecular function: DNA binding. The record is from RefSeq and is a predicted model, not a curated record. Bases 1 to 4299 code for a protein of 1432 amino acids. Gene Ontology annotation, biological process: DNA recombination; DNA integration. Lineage: Eukaryota; Fungi; Basidiomycota; Agaricomycetes; Polyporales; Sparassidaceae. The transcript has 5 exons.
AUGACCGGCUCUAUCGCUCCCACAGGCGCGGCCAACAAAGAUACAUCAACGAUCCAGUCCGGAUCAGGCUCCGGCGGCUCAGGAGGACUUAAUCUCCCAGGGCCAGCGCCCCUGACGACCGAGGAGAAGAAAACCGAGAACCUGGCGAGAGUUGCUCGCAAUCUCCUUUUGCAGCAGCGCAGAGAUGCGCAGGAGACUAACGUUCCCGCUGACGAACCCCUUCUCCACAUUAUCUCCCGUCCUUCCACUCCCACCCCUACGUUACCUCCCACACCCUUUUCAUCGGCUAAUAAUUGUGUUGGUCUCCUUUCCGCAUUCUCUCAAUUCUCCCCCGGUUCCCAGAAAAAAGUCCAAACCCUGAUUAACUCCUCGCUACCUUUACCUACUAAUGCAUUUCCCGAUUCCGUCCCGAAAUUACUUUUUUCUGUUGAACGCGAGCGCCCGUCCUCUUCCACUUCCCAUACUCAGAGCUUCGGAAUACAUCCCUUCAUUCUUAACCUCGGACAGAACGGAGUACACAUUCCUUUAUCAUUAUUCACCACUUCUGCUACAAAUAAAUUACAUAAUCAUGCCACCUCCAUCAAGCAGAACAUCGUUUAUAAUUCUAGCGGCGCGAAAUGUCAUCUGAUGGACCUCACACAAUUCCAAGCGGAAUCGGAGAUGGAUGUUGCGGACUGGCACGAAGCCUGGAACCGUUACAAUCCAUUCCUCCGCACACACGCAGACAAGGCAGUGGCGCAGCGAUGGGAAGAUCACUACCAUUUCCUGUCGAAACAGGAUGACUUCAAACGCGACUUCCGCGCCAUUCUGACCUUCGACAUCGAACAGCGGACACGUUAUUCCAUCUCCCCCGAAGCGCACAACGAGGAUGCGCGCCACGCACACAGUCCUCCGGGCCUGACAGGAAUGCCAGCAGAGGCGGUCGGGCAUUCGAGCCUUAUGAUCGAGACGCCCGUCGCAACCCUCGCAACACCUCCACGGAGAAGCCUCCCUUUCGAGACGGCAAGGGAGCUGACUCCGGGUCCACUCCCCUCUGCCUCUGCUGCCGCCGGCCCGGACACAAAUUCUCUCAAUGCACGGAAACGUCAACGGCGCAAGGCGUCGAAACACUCUCGCGAUACCUCAAUAACAAGCUCGUCCUACGAUCCAACUCCUCCCCUCUCUGCAUUACUUUCCAGCUCAACUCCCCCAAACGCGUUUGCAAGCAGCAUCACCCAGAACAACACAUCUGCUCCUUUUGCGGCUCCUCCGAGCAUGGGGCCUGUGCGAGAAAGUGUACGUAACGAGGGCGAUGCCCACCUCCUUCUUGGUGCUCAGUCACGAUUUCUUGAUGACUUCGAAGAAUGGCAUCCUUCUCCCAUUUUCUCUGCUCCCGAUGAGCUGCACGUCUACUUCGAUGACCUGCGAAUCGAAUCUUCCCCUUUUGAUCAGGAUCCUGAUUUCUCACUCGUUCUUACUCCAUACUCCGCUCCCGCCUUCCAACGCUACCUUGACAACGCCAGCCUCCUUACAAGAUAUCCUGAACUCUGUUUCAAGCUCACAUACGGUUUUCCACUCGGCAACCUCGCCCCAAUCAUCGAAUCUUUCACGCCCAACAACCUGCUCAGCGCGAACGUACACACCGAGGUCAUUCGUGAAUACAUCUCGGAAGAACUCGCACUCGGCCGUUUCACCGGUCCCUUCACGCGGGCACAGCUGGAAGCAAAAAUCGGACCCUUUCGAUCGUCUCCCCUCCAAGUUGCUACCAAAGUUGGGGCAUGUGGCGAGCCAGACAAGUUUCGGAUCUGUCGUCACCUCUCAUACAAGGGCACUCUCGGUCAAUCCGUCAAUGACGAGAUUAAUGCCAAGGACUAUCCUACACGAUGGGGCAAAGCCACAGAUGUAGCGAAAAUCAUCUCCACUGCACCGCUCGGCACACAAGUUGCCACAUUAGACAUUGCGGGCGCAUAUCGCACGGUUCCGGUGAAGCCGGACCAUAAACGAUUUCUCGUCGUACUCUUUCUCGGCUUUUUCUAUAUGGAUCACAACGUGCCAUUUGGGCUCGCUUCGGCAUCAGGUCUCCAAGGCGAGAUCGCUGAUGCCACAGUGGACAUCUGGGAAUCCGUUGCAGUAUCUCCCAUUGUCAAAUGGGUCGACGAUUUCGCUCUCUUUCGCUUCCCAAAUGAGAUCGGGCCCUUCACAGAGAACGGUUUUCAUUAUCUCUACGAUCUCACCCAUGCGAAAGAGCUAAUCGCACCCCUAUGCAUUCCCUGGCACUCCACCAAAGGUCAGGAGUUUGCAGACUCCUUCGAUUACGUCGGAUUCCAUUGGGAUAUCGUGCAGCGCACUGUCUCACUCUCUGAGCGCAAACGACAAAAAUACUCUACUCACCUACUUCUCUUCCUCCAGACGUACGAGAACUCCCAAGUACCGAAGAAGGAAGCUGAACGUAUCAUCGGCAAACUCUCCCACAUCACCUUUGUACACUCACACGGCCGCUCAUACAUGAGCAAUUUAUACGCCUGGCUCCGCACCUUCCACAAUGAUUUCGUACCACGCUACAUGCGUUCCUCGGUCAUCUCAGACCUCAAGUGGUGGUCAACCCAACUCUCCAUUCCCUCUGCACCACGCUCACUUGCCCCCCGUGGACCCACGCGAGACUACGGGAUCUGGGUCGACGCGUCCACCAGCACGGGCUUAGGCAUUAUAUGGAAUGGCUACUGGGCCGCCUGGCGUGUCGUCGAUGGUUGGAAGGUACCCGGACGGGACAUCGGCUGGCUCGAGGGUGUCGCAGCCGAAGUGGCCAUCCUCAUCGCACGUGAGCUAGGUAUCCGGGACGCGGACAUCCUCAUUCGGAGCGACAAUGAGGGCGUCAUCGGUGCCUUCGAGAAGGGUCGUUCCAACAAUGUGGAGACGAACCUCUGCAUUCGUCGUUCUGAAGAAGUCUUCCGUGUCACUGGCCUAUCAGCAUCUCUCAUAUAUCCCCCCUCUUCUCCCAUGAAUGAUUCCUCUCCCAUUGCCCGCCUCCUGCAAGAUGUCGACAUCGACGCGGAGGCAGCUGCCUUUUUCUCACAGGUCAAUAGCGAUGUCCGGCACGUUGCCACUCUCCCACCGCCCGGGGGACGCAUACGCAUUCCCCGUCGUCCAUCCUCUCUGAACCGUAUCACCCCCUCCUCGCAUCGCCCUCUCGUUCUCGCCAGUGAUCGGGUCCUACUCUGGACCACCCCUCAUUCACACUCCUUCCAACGAUCUCUCGAUAGCCUCCUCCCCUCCACUGCAGUGCUCAAACUCUUCCAAGUCAUGCUAUGCUCACUCGACGAAUCCACACGUGGCAAUUACGGAGCGGGUCUCCUACGCUUCACUCAGUACUGUGACCAACAUCGCAUUCCAGAACUUCAGCGCAUGCCGGCCUCCGAAUCGCUCCUUUCCGCAUUCGCAGCAUCUGCCGCCGGUGCGAUCUCAGACAACACCCUCUCCAACUGGCUUGCGGGUCUCCACUUCUGGCACACCGUCAACGGUGCGGUAUGGCACGGACAUGACAUGCUGCGUCACGUUCGAUGCGGCGUCGCGAAAUUGGUUCCGCCCGACUCGAAGCGGGCCAAGCGUCCUCCGGUCACCAUUGAAGCGAUGGUGAUCCUCAAAGAUGGCCUUGACCUCUCGAACGCGUUCGACGCGGCUGUCUGGGCCCUCGCGAGCAUCGCCUUCUGGUGCUGUUGUCGUUUAGGGGAAUUGGUCAUUCCGAGCACCAAUCUCUUUGAUCCACUCAAACAUGUCUCGCGCUCCGUGCUCCCCAUCGCAUUCGGUCGUCUGGCCAAUGGAGCUGAGUUCGCCACCUUUCACAUCCCGUGGACCAAGACGACGUUGCAGGAGGGCGCCGACAUCUCGAUCACAGCGCGCAUUCACUCUACAUGCCCGCUCGCGGCGCUCCGCCAUCACCUCUCUUGCAACAUCGACAUCCCCACCUCCGCUCCCCUCUUCGCAUUCGAGACCGCGGCCGGUGGCUGGUCUCCCAUGACCAAGCACUGGUUCAUGCAGCGCUGCAAUACCAUCUGGGUUUCCGCCGGUUUUCCAGACAUGCCGGGCCAUGCCUUCCGUAUCGGGGGCGCCACGGAACUACUCCUGCAGGGCGUCAACCCGGACGUGGUCGCGACACAAGGCCGCUGGAAAUCACAGGCGUUCCUGGAGUAUUGGCGUCGCAUCGAAUCGAUCCUCCCUCUUUUCAUUUCCAAUGCAUCACACUCUUCUCGUGCACUACACAUUGGCUCCGCCAUGGACUCAUUCUCUCGUCGUCACCGUCUCGUUUCGUGUGCUCCUACCUAA